Molecule: messenger RNA, 849 nt
Organism: Rana temporaria (common frog)
Lineage: Eukaryota; Metazoa; Chordata; Amphibia; Anura; Ranidae
Product: taste receptor type 2 member 40-like
Exons: 2
Coding region: 1-849 (282 amino acids)
Biological process (GO): detection of chemical stimulus involved in sensory perception of bitter taste; sensory perception of taste; G protein-coupled receptor signaling pathway
Cellular component (GO): membrane
Molecular function (GO): G protein-coupled receptor activity; bitter taste receptor activity
Source: RefSeq, a predicted model, not a curated record
AUGAUUGGAACUGGAUCAAUGGCUUCCAUUCUUCAGGAUCCCUUUACUGCAGUGUGCAUUUUUAUUCUCUCACUUGAAAUGGUCAUUGGGAUAUCUUCCGCUACAUUUAUUUUAGGUGCAAUAGCCAUUGAAAGCAGUCGAAAAAAGUCCAUGAAAACAGGGAACAAAAUACGUAUAGCCUUGUAUAUAUCAAACGCUUGCUACUCAUUCACCGUGUUUGCUGCAGCGGUCAGCGGCUUUCUUGAACCUUCAAAUAAUCAGAUCACUGGUUUUACCUUGGCAUAUGUUGCCUACUCUGUAAACAUGUUUACAAUGAGCUCCAGUUCCUGGCUCACAGCCAUUCUCAGCGUAUUCUAUGUCAUGAACAUUACGGAUUUCCAAGCCAGGGCCAUGGUGUGGCUGAAGAAGAACAUCAAGGCUGUCGUACCAUGGAUGAUCCUGGGAGUAGAAGUCUUAGCUCUUUUUAGUAGUUUUUUUGGUGUUCUUCUCUUUAUUAACCCUUAUUCCUCUUCUAUGAACAAUUCAACGUUAAGUCGAAACAACUCGGUCUCCACCUCUCCUGCGGGAUUUUUGAGCAUUUCUUUAACUUUAAGCUGUGCUCCAUUUCUCAUCAUUGCGUUCUCCUCCUACUGUAUUGCUAAAGUCUUGAGUAAGCACCACCGUAGUAUUGCGGAAAGCAUGAGUACUUCAGACAGCAAGAAAACAAAAAGCUUUGGAAAUGUAGUGUCCAAAAGCCGAGCUUUGGAUUCUUCUGUUAAUUCUCUCUUCUUUUACACCACUACUGUCUAUUCAAAUGAUUAUCACAACUCCAAAGCUAAAGAAAACAGCAGUGGAGAUGUUGCAUUUUAG